Molecule: messenger RNA, 2537 nt
Organism: Salvia miltiorrhiza (redroot sage)
Lineage: Eukaryota; Viridiplantae; Streptophyta; Magnoliopsida; Lamiales; Lamiaceae
Product: VIN3-like protein 1
Exons: 5
Coding region: 318-2207 (629 amino acids)
Biological process (GO): epigenetic regulation of gene expression; vernalization response
Molecular function (GO): protein binding
Source: RefSeq, a predicted model, not a curated record
CAUAAAUACAGACGCUGAUAAAUUCCUCCAAAAAAAUUGAGCCUUUUGCGAGCCUCGAAUCGAACAGGGCCGUCGUAUCUCACCAUUUUUUUUGAGGGAUUUUGGCGUCACAGCAUUUUUAGGCGAGAUCCCCUCGCCCAAUUAUGGGUUAAUUCUUGCUGAAGUGAAGCAAGUUGCGGACAAUUAACACUUUGCACAUGCUUCAAGAUUCGAAGAAAGACUUAAGGAUUCCUGAAAUCUGAUCCGCUGAUUAUCCUAUUUGAAAUUUUGAACAAUUUCUAACAUUGAGCAGCUAUAACAGAUUCGCAGAGAGCAGCAUGGCUGAACCACUAAUGAAAGCUUGUAGAAAAGCAUCAAAGACGUAUGAAUUCAAGAGAGCAUCUUCAAGUCCCAAGGAUCAAAUUCAGCAAUCUAAAAGGCAAAGGAAGGGGGAAAACCCUGUUCGAAUUCCACCGAGUCCUGACCACUGUGCUGAUUUCAAAUCUUCUAAUUCGUGGACCUGCAAAAAUUCUGCAUGUCGAGCCACUCUUUCCAUAGAUGACACAUUUUGUAGGAGGUGCUCUUGUUGCAUUUGCCAUUUAUUUGAUGAUAACAAGGACCCGAGUCUUUGGUUGGAAUGUGUAUCUGAUUUAGGUCUAGGAGACUCAUGUGGUUUGUCGUGCCACAUUGAAUGUGCCCUCCAACGUGGUAAGGUUGGGGUUGUUGACCUGGGGCCAUUGAUGCAGUUGGAUGGAAGUUAUUGUUGUGCUUCGUGUGGCAAAGUUUCGGGGAUACUUGGAUGCUGGAAAAAGCAGCUGAGUAUAGCUAAGGAUGCUCGUCGUGUUGAUAUCCUAUGCUAUCGGAUAUUUUUAAGUUUCAGGCUCCUGGAUGGGACUUCUAGAUUCAAUGAACUCCAUGAUAUUGUUAGAGAUGCCAAAUCCAAGAUAGAAACAGAGGUUGGCCCAGUCAAUGGAGUUUCAGCAAAAAUGGCUAGGGGCAUUGUAAGUAGACUCUCUGUAGCUGCUGAGGUGCAGAGGCUCUGCUCUCUUGCUGUUGAAAAAGCUGACAAACUGAUGGCCUCAAAGUCUACUGCAGCCAUCAAUUUUGUUGAGGGUUCACUUCCUGCAGCUUGCAAAUUCCUGUUUGAGGAAGUGACAUGUUCCUCAGUUAUACUUUUGUUGAUUGAACUAUCAACUGCAUCCAACAAAGAUAUUAAGGGCUACAAACUCUGGUAUUGCAAGAAAAGAGAAGAGGUUUACUCUAAAGAGCCUGCUUUUGUCUUUCCAAGAGACCAGAGGAGGAUCUGGAUAUCCAAUCUGCAGCCUUGCACAGAGUAUUCAUUCAGGAUCAUAUCUUAUACAGAUGCUGGUGACUUUGGGCACUCUGAAACGAAGUGCUUUACGAAGAGUGUAGAACUUAUUCACAAGAACCAAUAUUCUAGUGCUGAAAGACCUGAAGUGGAUGCUUCCUCACAUGGAGAGAGUUCUAGUGCGAAGCAAAAUCACAGGACUGAAGAAAUAGAACUAGACUUAGGAUUCAAGGUUCGAGAUCUUGGAAGAAUAUUGAAGCUUGCUUGGCUGCAGCAUCAAGGCUAUUUGGAGUCAUUUUAUGGUUUACAUGUGAAUAGAUGUGUUAAUGAUCGUGACAUAGUUAAUGUAGAAACUCCGCAAGACAGGCAACCUUCUGUUGCACGUCAACUUGACUUGAAUGUUGCUUCUGUGCCUGAUCUGAACGAGGAGUUCACACCUCCUCUUGAGUCAUCUAGAGAAGAAGAAAACGGGUGCACACUGGGUCAAGCAGUUGAGGCAGAUGAUGCUAUUUCUCACGGCAUACAUAGAAAAUGUGGAGAAGUACCCGCUGAUUCCAAGUUGGUUGGUUGCCAGAACAGGCGACAUAGUGGCAAUAGAGAGGCCCAGGAUUCUGAUAGUACUCUAACGAAUGGGUCCCCGUUCCAAGUUCAGAACGAUCUAUGCUUGGAUGAGAACUUUGAAUACUGUGUAAAGAUCAUCCGCUGGCUGGAGUGCGAGGGCCAUAUUAAGAAGGAUUUUAGAUUGAAGUUGCUGACGUGGUUCAGUCUACGAUCCACGGAGCAGGAACGCAGAGUGUUAAACACCUUUAUACAGACUUUGAUUGACGAUCCGAGUAGUUUGGCAGGACAGUUGGUUGACUCAUUUUCAGAUAUAUCCAGCAAGAGGCCACAAAUUGGAUCCUGUAGCGUUUCUUGCUGAGUCAACACGGCGCAAUUGUUCGUUCGUUAGAGCGACGGUCUAUUAAGCUAGCAGAUAAGAACACCAUCCCUGAUUCCUUCACUGACUGCCUAUUGUUUGAGGAAGAAUCUCACGCAUUGUGGGAUGAUUUUUUCAGUAGCUAAGCCUUCUAUUGACUAGCGAAUGUAGAUUCCAUUAAUUAUAGGCAUGAUUUUUGUUGUAGACAUAUGCUUAUUUUUCAGGGUGUUCUAAAUUCUAUUUAAAUCUAGGAUCAUCUAAUGGGACUUCAAUUUUCUCUCUUUAUUUAAUUUUAUAAUUGAAGGGCUUGCGACCUGGCCUAUUAUUUAUGCA